AUGAGCGUUGAUGAAAAUGACGUUGUUCGUCAACGAUUCGAUCGAGGGAUAUCAGAAACGAUCAUUCUGAAUGAUGAUGGAAAGUAUGGCAUCAUGAUUGGGAGUCAGGACGGGCGGACCACUUCACCCUCAAUUGUCAUCGUACUAAAAAUAGCGCUGAUGCGAACCGCAAUGGUAUUAAAAAAGUUUUGCGAUGCAAGUGAACAUCGUCGCAAAAAAUUCACCGGCAGUUUUGGGAAACCGCCAUGCUUCUCCUAUUCGUAUGGAAAUAAUCCAACGAUACUUUGA
Messenger RNA from Cylicocyclus nassatus, 288 nucleotides. The record is from the annotation of a GenBank genome assembly. NCBI's taxonomy places the organism in Eukaryota, Metazoa, Nematoda, Chromadorea, Rhabditida, Strongylidae.